GAGAAAGAAAAAAGGGUGUCAAUUGCCAAACCCCACACUGUAUGCAGUGAUCAUCAUGCAUUCACUAACUUUAUAAAGGAGUCUUAACACUUCUUUCUUGCUUCCACUUUCCAGCCACUUCAGAACCCCAAAUAGAGACCCCUCACCAAUGUCAUGUCUUUUAAUUUCUCUCAUCCAUUUCUUCCAUACAUUCUUGAGAAUUGAGAACACUAGAAACCAUUUACAAUAGAACAUGAAAGGAAUGAAGGGAAAGUUCCUUAAGAAACUAAAAACCAUACAAGCAAUAGGUACUAUUAGACAAGGCCUAGUCUUUCAUCAAUUAAAUCCCACAACAGAAAAGUUUUCUACUACUUGGAAGUGUACUGCUCAAACCACACUAACUCAAGGAGAAGAAGAUAUCCACAAGGAAAGUCUCUCAGAGCUACUAAGUAUUGGGUUAUCCCCUAAACUUUUCAAAGAUCUUAGCCAUGAAAGUUUGGAAGCUCAUGAGUUCGAUGUUGGUGACAAUCAGGAGGAGACUCUUUCGUCCACCAUGAAGUUAAACGACACAAUGGAGGAGAAAAACUUGUCAGAUGAUCAAUUAGUAGGUAACAAUAAUAUUGUUAAUAAGGUUGAUUAUGAUGAUCAUGAUGAUGGAAUAAAAUCAUCAUUGCUAGAUUUUGAAGAGAAAUGUCCACCAGAUGGGAAUGACAAGGUUAUUCUAUACACAACAAGCUUAAGAGGAGUAAGAAAGACGUUUGAGGAUUGUAGUGCUAUAAAAUUCUUGUUGGAGAGUUUAAAGGUGUCUUUUUGCGAAAGGGAUGUGUCGUUCCACCAGGAAUUUCGGGAAGAGCUAUGGAGUGUACUAGGAAGUAGAGUUGUCCCUCCAAGGCUUUUCAUAAAGGGAAGGUAUAUUGGAGGAGCUGAAGAAGUAGUUGGAGUACUUCAUGAGCAAGGCAAGCUAAGGAAACUCUUGGAAGGUAUCCCACUUGUCCAAGCCAAUUCCCCGUGCCCUGGUUGUGCCAACGUGCGAUUUUCUGUGUGCUUUAACUGCAAUGGGAGCCGGAAGGUCUUGCCAAAUGGUGAUCAAACUGAUCAUGAAGAGUUGUACUACAUUAGAUGUCCAGAGUGUAAUGAAAAUGGAUUGGUUAAAUGCCCAAUUUGCUUCUAGUGUUCUUGGAUGAUCAUGUACUUGUUAAAAUCUACAACAUUAUGUUGUUUUAAUGUGAAGUAAGGAUUGUGUUAAAGAGUAGAGAAGCUUUCAUGUUUAUUAUUUAUUUACUAUGUGACAAUAUAUAAUGUCUAGCUCAUCAUAUAGGUAUCAAUGCUUGAGAUACUAGAGAGUUUCAAUAAUGUUUCUUGAACUUUCUUUUCU
This is a messenger RNA of Cannabis sativa, 1354 nucleotides long. RefSeq lists its product as uncharacterized. The coding region runs from base 233 to 1150 and encodes 305 amino acids. The record is from RefSeq and is a predicted model, not a curated record. The transcript has a single exon. Lineage: Eukaryota; Viridiplantae; Streptophyta; Magnoliopsida; Rosales; Cannabaceae.